Exserohilum turcica Et28A is the source of this 965-nucleotide messenger RNA. RefSeq lists its product as uncharacterized. NCBI's taxonomy places the organism in Eukaryota, Fungi, Ascomycota, Dothideomycetes, Pleosporales, Pleosporaceae. Gene Ontology annotation, biological process: intra-Golgi vesicle-mediated transport. Bases 305 to 595 code for a protein of 96 amino acids. The transcript is spliced from 2 exons. The record is from RefSeq and is a predicted model, not a curated record.
UACUCCGCCACCCCACUCGAAACAAAGUUUACAGGAAACCACAGCAUCACGACUAGAAUCAGGGACUUUCCCUCGUACCCUGCACGUCUGCACACGAAUACCCUAUACCGUUACCCCCCUCCCCAGCACCGCUUGCAACACAACAAACAACAUACACGUUGGAAUCCUCUUUUCCCGGAACGAACGAACGAACCAACGAACAAAAGAUACUCGGGGCGCAAGCCAGGACGCAAAACACCAAGAACAAGAACAAGUUGCCACGACCAACUACCACAGCCGCCUCCUCCUCCUCCCCACAACCACAAUGUCCGCCUACGAGCGCGAACAGCAAAACGACUCUCGCCUCGAAGAUCUCGCGUCCAAAGUCUCAGCCCUACGCGGCGUAACCAUCGACAUUUACGACAGCGCGCGAGACCAGCAUGUGAUUGAUAGUACUAGCGACACCUUCUCCUCAUUCGCGACAUCGCUCAAAGGCUCCGCGACACGCCUCACGCGCAUGGCGUCGUCGGGCAAUAAAGUCGCCAUUUUCAAGCUGAGCGGCAUGAUUAUCGCCGGUGUCGUGCUGUUGUAUUGGGUGUGGCAUUUGUUUUUCUGAAGAGCGAGGUGGAGAGAAAGGGGGAUAUGGUGUGUGUGUGUGUGUGUUUUGGGUCUGUUGGCUGAGGAUGGGGGUUGAAGGGAGAAUAGGGGAUAGCGCAGGAUAGGGGGAGGAGACAUGCAGGGAAGGAGAGUCCCGAAUGGACAGUCGUGAAGAAGAGGAUGCCCUUGGAGGCGGGUCGGAUACAAGAGAAGAAGAGGACGGGAGAAGGAAAAUAACGGCGUGACAUACAUCAGGGAUGAGGAAUGGCUGAGCGGCAAGGGAUGGGCUCGAGAAGGAAUCGUCAAAGAUGAUCCAGUGUAUAUUGGUGGUCCUGCGACAGGCGACACGCCCGAUUAGUCGAAGUUGCAUAUAGGGCGUUCACGGACUU